Messenger RNA from Candidula unifasciata, 2136 nucleotides. NCBI's taxonomy places the organism in Eukaryota, Metazoa, Mollusca, Gastropoda, Stylommatophora, Geomitridae. The record is from the annotation of a GenBank genome assembly.
AUGGGUGUUAAUACCAAGAAAAAUUCAGUUCCCCUAUCACCUUUUGUCAUUAAGCAGUGCAGAAGGAUUGGGUUAUUUCCAGAUGAAAACACAACAGUCUUAUCUCAUGGUGAUGAGCUACAAGUCAUGCAGUUUUGCUUGGCUUGCCAAAAUAAAAAGACCAUCAACAGAUUAGAAGCUGAUACAGAAACUGCUGCAGCAUUAGUAGACAAACUGAGAAAGUCUUCUUGGCAAAAUAUAGAGCAGCUGCUUUUGAAAUCUCAAGGUGAUGAGAACAUCCUGUUAGAUGAACAGAGAACAAGUCUGUUAUUGUCUGACGGUCGCAGUGCUGUAAAAACUGAUCGGGCAUUAGGUGAAGAAACACAUCAAGAUCUUCAGAAUGAUCAGGUGUCUCCAGGAAGGUGUCAGAUUAGUGAAGGUAACAUUGAAGUUCAUAUGGAACCAGACUGCUUAGCUGUGGUAGAUGCUGCUGUUUCUGCUACAUUCCAUGAGUAUAAAAACACCAACAACCACUGGACUAUCCUAGAUGUGUACAGCUCAUUCAUUACAGCUUUGUUAGGCAAGAGAGCUGAUCUGUGUGAGCUUCUUGCUGCCAGUGAAGAUGUGGACAGACUUGAAACUGAUUUGGAAGGCUGCCAUACAAUACAGAUGAAAAUAAUCAGCUUUGUACAGCGUUUCAGACCUAUCAGUUGCAUAGCAGCCAAAUCACAGACUGACAUCUCAGCACAUUUGUCUCAUGAUGAUAAUGUUCAGAUGCCUUCAUGUGAAACAUCCCAUCAGUUACUGGUCUUCUCUCCAAAGACGCCAUCGGGUAAGAUGCCACUGGCCACAGAGCUAAAUAAUGAGAAGUCGCCAAGAGAAAAUGCCAUUACCAGAACUCCACAAACCCCAUUCUCUCCACUGAGUGGAAGGACACUAAAGGAGAUUUUUGUAGAAGAUCUGUUCCGGUCUUACAUGCAUCUGCUAGUGAACUCCCGAAGCCAGCUGGCUUUAGCGCGGAUUUUCAACAUACCUGAACGAGACUUGAACCAUGAGGCAUUCACACACUUAAAACAUGAAGCUUCAGUCUGUGGACUGUCAAUGUAUCAGACCCUGUCGUCCUUCAUGCUACGGAUACAGCUGGGUGGUCAAGGGUAUGCACCGACCAGAGAUAACCCCUUGAUGGAAUAUAUGAAAGGCUUGGGUUCGCUUCUAGAUAUGACUCAGAAGCUGCAGACAGUCAUUGAGGAAGUACCUGAGAUCAGGGUAGCUUGUUGCCGACUAGUAAAAGUGAUCAAAACCAAUCUAAUCCGUUGUAAGAGUGGGAAGUUUCCUAGCAGGCUAGUGGAUCCAGCUGCUGAGAAGAUCUCUAGUAUGUUACUGGCAAUUGUUGAAGAAAUGGAGCUGGCAGACAGUAGUCAGUCUAACCAGGCAAGCAGUCGUAGCAGUUCACUAUUAGGUUCUCAGUGUUUGAGAGUUAUCCAGCAGUUUCUGGACAGAACAGCUCUUGUGGAGUCCCAGCUGGACAUGCUGCUCAUGAGUGAUGUCAGCUUUUCUUCUUCCACACCCACACGAUUUCCAUGUCUGCUCACCCAGUUCAGGUCUCCUACAAUCAUGGAUGCCAAAGAAGAUGACUCAGACAAUGACAAACCCCAGGUGAAACCGACAGUUUCACGAUCUCACAGGAACUUUGUCUCUGCAGCCUUUUAUGUAGACGCUGAGAACAACCCAGAGUUACUGCUAACACAGAGGACCAUGAGUACCAUAGAAGUUCUACCCAGUAAAACCAUUGUUCACCCAAGAGUGGAUGCUGGUGAGCAGACAUCACACCAGACCACAAGCACCAACGUGUCCAAACUUUCAAAUGUGAAGAAUGUCCAGAACAUCAAGAGCAAGGGACAGAAAAGACCUGCUACUUCUGUGCUUGAUAAAGAGAACUUGAUCAUUUCUCCCACCAGUCAUGCACCAGAACCACACAGAAAAGUUAAACCAAAAGAGACCAGCUUGAAUACAAAAGCAUCUCCAAAAAUUAUUCAGCGGUCGUCAAAUCAGGAAAUCACCACACCCAAACAGAAUAAAUCUGUGAAGUCGUGUAGAAGACGACUGCUGUCUCAGAUCAAGGGUCAGGGAAAGAUUACAGGAUUUUUCAGAAUAUAA